Messenger RNA from Cucumis melo (muskmelon), 694 nucleotides. RefSeq names its product protein TIFY 5A. The coding region runs from base 123 to 521 and encodes 132 amino acids. The transcript is spliced from 2 exons. The record is from RefSeq and is a predicted model, not a curated record. NCBI's taxonomy places the organism in Eukaryota, Viridiplantae, Streptophyta, Magnoliopsida, Cucurbitales, Cucurbitaceae. Gene Ontology annotation, biological process: regulation of defense response; regulation of jasmonic acid mediated signaling pathway; response to wounding. Gene Ontology annotation, cellular component: nucleus.
CUUUUUCUAUCGUUUCUCACAAAAUUCCUUUCUUUUUCUUUUUUUUGAAAAUUCCCCGCUUUCCUGUUUCUUUUCUCCAUAACCACAACGCACAAACAAACUUACUUCUCCAAACCAUUCCCAUGAAAGUUAAUUCCACCUCUCUCAGAAUGAGGCGAAACUACAACUUGGAACUUCGUCUUUCUCCCACCUACUCCUCCGCCGCCGCCGCCACCGCCUCCGUCUCCGGCAACCCCUCCCCCACCGCUUACGGCAGCCCUCAAAGCCAACAACUUACCAUCUUCUACAACGGCCGGAUCUGCGUCUGUGACGUUACGGAGCUUCAGGCAAGAGCAAUUCUAAAGUUGGCAACCAGAGAAAUGGAGGAAAAUGGUUUGAGCGAAACACCAUCACCGAUGCUACAACAGUCUCCACCGCCACGAACUCCGACAACGCCGGGGCUUUCGAUGAAGAAAUCACUGCAAAGAUUUCUGCAGAAGAGAAAGCAUAGGGUUCAAGCAACUUCUCCAUAUAACCAUUGAAAAUAUAUUAAAACUAAUUAAGGCCAUUGGGGGCUUAAAUCAUGUGUUCUUAAUCGUUUUGGUCCUUUUUUUUUUGUUUUGUUUUCAUAUUAUAUAUAAAUGAUGUAAGAGGAUAUAAGAACAUCUCUAGAGGCUUUGUAAAUUACUAUAUAUAUCUCAUUAGUUUUUGUUAA